This is a messenger RNA of Fragaria vesca subsp. vesca, 3459 nucleotides long. RefSeq names its product ATP-dependent zinc metalloprotease FTSH 6, chloroplastic-like. The record is from RefSeq and is a predicted model, not a curated record. The transcript is spliced from 6 exons. Gene Ontology annotation, cellular component: membrane; chloroplast thylakoid. Gene Ontology annotation, biological process: regulation of apoptotic process; proteolysis. Lineage: Eukaryota; Viridiplantae; Streptophyta; Magnoliopsida; Rosales; Rosaceae. Gene Ontology annotation, molecular function: ATP binding; ATP hydrolysis activity; metalloendopeptidase activity. The coding region runs from base 1 to 3459 and encodes 1152 amino acids.
AUGUCACCUGCACUCUCCCUAUCUCUCUCCCUCUCUCCAGUCUGCAACGCCCAGGAAGUUUCUAAGGACACCCACCUCCUAAAAAACACUAGCAGAGAAACCCCAUGUCACAAAUCUCAGCCAAACUUGAAAUCCUCUAGAAGAUCACUAUUGAAUGCUGCCUCUCUUGGCUUUAUAGUGCCUGGAACCCUCAUGUCUAACUCCGCAAGAGCUGAGCCUGAGCCAGAGAGCCCGAAUGCAUCAACUUCAAGCAGACUGUCAUACUCCAGAUUCUUGCAGUACUUGGAUGAAGGUGCUGUGAGGAAGGUAGACCUGUUUGAGAAUGGAACCGUCGCGAUCGCCGAGAUCUUCAAUCCCACAUUAGAGAAGCUCCAGAGAGUCAGAGUUCAGCUACCUGGAUUGCCACAAGAGUUGCUGAGGAAACUAAAAGAGAAGAACAUAGAUUUUGCUGCUCAUCCAAAGGAAGUGGAUUGGUGGCCUGCAGUACUAGACUUGUUGGGUAAUUUUGCUUUUCCACUGUUACUUCUUGGGUCAUUGCUCUUGAGGAGUUCAUCAUCAAACAUGCCAGGAGGCCCCAACUUGCCUUUUGGACUUGGGAGGAGCAAGGCCAAAUUUCAAAUGGAACCCAAUACAGGGGUAACAUUUGAUGAUGUGGCUGGAGUUGAUGAAGCAAAGCAAGAUUUCCAAGAGAUAGUUGAAUUUCUGAGAACUCCAGAGAAGUUUGCUGCAGUAGGUGCAAGAAUUCCUAAAGGGGUACUUUUAGUAGGGCCGCCGGGGACCGGAAAGACACUGCUGGCCAAGGCCAUUGCAGGAGAGGCAGGGGUGCCUUUCUUUUCUCUGUCAGGGUCGGAGUUCAUUGAGAUGUUUGUAGGAGUAGGAGCUUCUAGAGUAAGAGACUUGUUCAACAAGGCGAAAGAUAAUUCGCCGUGCUUGGUUUUCAUUGAUGAGAUUGAUGCUGUUGGGAGGCAAAGAGGGACAGGAAUCGGUGGAGGAAAUGAUGAGAGGGAGCAGACAUUGAAUCAGCUUCUUACUGAAAUGGAUGGAUUUAGUGGGAACAGUGGAGUAAUUGUUAUUGCUGCUACUAACCGCCCUGAAAUUCUUGAUUCUGCUUUGCUUAGGCCCGGGAGGUUUGACAGACAAGUCUCAGUUGGAUUGCCAGAUAUUAGGGGAAGAGAGGAGAUAUUAAAGGUGCAUAGUAACAACAAGAAGCUUGAUAAGAGUGUUUCUAUUGAUAUUAUUGCUAUGAGAACUCCUGGAUUCAGCGGUGCAGAUCUCGCAAACCUCAUGAAUGAAGCUGCGAUUCUUGCUGGUAGGAGAGGCAAAGAUAAGAUAACAGCAAAAGAAAUAGAUGACUCGAUUGAUCGGAUUGUUGCAGGGAUGGAAGGAACAAAAAUGACUGAUGGAAAGAGCAAGACUCUUGUGGCUUACCAUGAAGUUGGCCACGCUAUUUGUGCAACAUUGACUCCGGGCCAUGAUCCAGUGCAGAAAGUCUCUCUUAUUCCCCGAGGCCAAGCUCGCGGUCUUACAUGGUUCUUACCAGGUGAAGAUCCUGCUCUCAUUUCUAAGCAACAACUGUUUGCUAGAAUAGUUGGAGGUCUAGGAGGUAGAGCAGCAGAAGAAAUAAUUUUUGGGGAGCCAGAAAUAACAACUGGUGCAGCAGGAGACUUGCAACAGGUCACACAAAUAGCAAAACAGAUGGUAACAAUGUAUGGUAUGUCCGAGAUUGGACCAUGGGCAUUGACAGACCCAGCAGCACAAAGCAAUGACUUAGUGUUGAGGAUGCUAGCAAGGAACACCAUGUCCGAAAAACUUGCAGAGGAUAUUGACUUGUCAGUGAGACGCAUAAUCGAAAGUGCAUAUGAGGUUGCGAAGAAUCAUAUAAGGAAUAACCGGGCAGCCAUGGAUCAAUUAGUAGAUGUGCUAUUAGAAAAGGAGAUACUCACUGGAGAUGAGUUCAGGGCAAUUCUGUCUGAAUUUACUGAUACUUCUUUGGUAGAGAAGCAACAAUGUCUCUCCCUCCUCAGCCUCUGCCUCUCCUUCAAACCCUUCUCUCAAAUCCACGCCCAAAUCCAUCUCUCCGGCCUCCACAGAGACCCCUACCUCCUCACCCAGCUCAUCAAAUUCUGCGCUCUCUCUCCCGCCAAAAACUUCACCUACGCUCAAACCCUCCUCCGCCACUCCUCCGCCUCGCCGCCGUCGUCCUGGAACUUCCUCAUCCGAGGCUACGCGUCCAGUGACUCCCCCAGAGAGGCAUUCUUGGCCUUUCGCUCAAUGCUCCGCCGCGAAACUAGACCCAACAAGCUCACAUUCCCUUUCCUUCUCAAGUGCUGCGCGAUGGCCCCGGCGCUGAGGGAAGGGAGGCAGGCUCAUGGUUGUGUUUGGAAGUUGGGUUUGGAGUGUGAUGUGUACGUUGGGAACAAUUUGGUUCAUUUCUAUGGGGUUUGCAAGAAAGUCAAAGAUGCAGUCAAGGUGUUUGAGGAAAUGUCUGACAGAAGCGUUGUGUCGUGGAACGCGGUGGUGACCGCCUGCGUUGAUAAUUUGCGGAUGGAUGAUGGGAUUGGGUAUUUUUUGAGGAUGAGGGAGUGUGGGUUUGAGCCGGACGAGACUACUAUGGUGGUGGUGUUGAAUGCGUGCUCCGAGAUUGGGAACUUGGGGUUAGGAAGAGGGGUUCAUUCCUAUGUAAUUGCGAGAGGGUUGGUUUUGAAUUGUCAGCUGGGUACUGCGCUUGUGGACAUGUAUGCGAAAUCGGGGGCUUUGGGAUAUGCCAGGUUGGUUUUUGAUAGAAUGGAGGGGAGGAAUGUGUGGACUUGGAGUGCGAUGAUUCUAGGCCUAGCUCAGCAUGGGUUUGCCAAGGAAGCGCUUGAGCUUUUCCAAAAGAUGCUGAAGUCUUCGAUAUGCCCGAAUUAUGUCACCUUUCUCGGGGUCCUAUGUGCUUGUAGCCAUGCUGGACUGGUGGAUGAUGGAUACCGGUACUUUCAUGAUAUGGAACACGUUUAUGGAAUUACACCCAUGAUGGUACAUUACGGUGCCAUGGUGGAUAUCUUAGGGCGUUCUGGCCGUCUGAAGGAGGCUUAUAGCUUCAUGAAGAGCAUGCCCUUUGAACCUGAUCCCAUUGUAUGCAGAACAUUGCUCAGUGCAUGCAGUACUCAUGAUGUUAAUGACGAACUAGGGGUAGGAAAUAAAGUUAGAGAGAAAUUGCUUGAAUUGGAGCCGAGUAGGAGUGGGAAUUUUGUGAUGGUGGCAAAUUUUUUAGCUGAAACUGGGAUGUGGGACAAAGCAGCCAAUUUGAGGAAGGUUAUGAAAGAAAAACGGAUGAAGAAGAGGGCAGGGGAGAGUAGCAUUGAGUUGGGUGGAUCCAUCCAUAAGUUCUUUUCUGGCUCUAGUUCUCAAUCUGACUAUGAGGAUAUCUACCAGAUGCUAGAUGUAUUGAGCUUGCACAUGAAGUUGGUUGACAUGUAG